Molecule: messenger RNA, 4344 nt
Organism: Anopheles aquasalis
Lineage: Eukaryota; Metazoa; Arthropoda; Insecta; Diptera; Culicidae
Gene: Rab3
Product: RAS oncogene family member Rab3
Molecular function (GO): GTPase activity; GTP binding
Source: RefSeq, a predicted model, not a curated record
CACAUAGUUGCUUCCCUAUAUUCCUUCGGACAGUGUUGAACGGUUUCAGUGGUGCCACCUCCUCUGCUCGCGAGGCUACUCCUCGAUUUUCGAUUCCCGUAUCGUGAAAAGAAGACCAUCCCUUCAGGCAGCAGCAGCAGCAACACCCUCGAUUCUGUCAGUGUGCAAGCAAAUGCAAACGGUGCCGUAGCGAAAGUGCAACUAAAUUGGAAUUAGACAUUCCGAGUUAUUGUGUGGUUUUAAUCAGAAGUGGUGCUACUCUUGGAAAACCAGCACCACCUCACUUCGUGCGUCACGUCGAGUGAUUUUGCGUAUUGAGGCGCCAUCAAACAACGCGUCCCAGCACAACCAUCCUAUAGCACGUGAACCGUCGGAGGUCUAAUCUGCAUUUUGUCCGCAUUCGCUCAGGAAUUUUCCACCAGGAAAAGCGCUCGAAGCAAAGAUGGCCGGCGGUGGUGAUCCCAAAUGGCAGAAAGAUGCAUCCGAUCAGAACUUUGACUACAUGUUCAAACUGCUGAUCAUCGGUAACUCGAGCGUUGGCAAAACGAGCUUUCUGUUCCGCUACGCCGAUGAUUCCUUUACGUCUGCGUUCGUGUCCACGGUAGGCAUCGACUUUAAAGUGAAGACCGUGUUCCGCCAUGAUAAGCGGGUGAAGCUACAGAUUUGGGACACCGCUGGGCAGGAGAGAUAUCGCACAAUCACGACGGCAUAUUACCGAGGAGCGAUGGGUUUCAUUCUGAUGUACGAUAUUACGAAUGAGGAAAGCUUCAACUCUGUGCAAGAUUGGGUUACACAGAUUAAAACCUAUUCCUGGGACAACGCACAGGUCAUACUGGUUGGCAACAAGUGCGACAUGGAGAGUGAGCGAGUGAUUUCGUUUGAGCGUGGCAAGCAGCUGGCCGAUCAGCUUGGAGUGGAGUUCUUCGAAACUUCUGCCAAGGAGAAUGUCAACGUGAAGAACGUCUUCGAGAGACUAGUGGAUAUCAUCUGCGAUAAGAUGUCGGAGAGCUUAGACUCCGAUCCGACGCUGGUAGCCGGUGGUCCCAAGGGGCAACGGUUGACGGAUCAACCCGGACAAGGGCCACCGACUGCGAACUGUAACUGCUAAAAGCUUGCAACCGAAUCGGGCCGGUUGGUUUGGGGCUCAUCUUGCCGCGCUAUUGGUUGACAUCAGCACCAAGAGGCAAAUAAGGGAAAGAUAGAGAGACAGCGAGAGGAAGGGGAGCCGUAAAACAAACACACAAAACAGUGAAACAUCCACACAGGCACUUGUUAUUGUCUCGUAAACCUAGAACAAACAAACAACCAAAUACACAACCAAAAAAAAAAACAAACAAAACUAAACCGAAUCCACGGAUGGUUCUCCGCCAGGCAGCGGCGAUCGAGCAAACGAACGAACGAACGACGGAUAUAGAAAACCCAUGGACCCAUUAUCUUAAUUCUAGGGCUAAGCGUGGCCUCGGAGAUGUUUGGAGCGCUGACAAAGUUUUGCUUGGGAUGCCAGUGGAACGGUGGCACGGACGCCCGGCCCAGUGCGAAGUAAAGCGGGCAUUGUAAAGUUUGUAGUCGGUAACAAAAAACGCCCUGCGAAACAGGAAAUUGCCGGGGUGCAUUUGGAGUAACGAGUACACGGGUGCCGAACAGUGGAGCGAUGUAUGUAAAGUAUCAAUCGGUACGUGUCACACGAACUAGGACCUUUGCUGCAGCGGACCAGUUUCGCAGUGCAGUGCAGUGUGCAGCAAAUCCAACACGCGGACAGCAAACAAACAAACAAAAGAAACCGAAAGAAACAAUACACAAAUCGAACGAUUAUUAGAAAUUAUCCCGUAAUUUAACGAAAGUAUAACUUCAGUAAAAGCAGAAAUAUUCAUAUCGCAUAAAAUCGCAAAAAGAAAUAAUAUAUUGAUCGUCAUUAUAUGUAGCCAUGGGUUAUUGAUUUCGCUGGACACAAAAAAAAGAGAGAGAGAACAAAAAGAGGCAGCCACCGUUCCUACUAUUCUGGCCGUGGGAAAUCCGUUCAAUGGCGGCGCUGACGGAUCAUUUCGGUUGAGCUUCUGCACUACGCGAAGGGUGAUCGUGGCGGUCUUUAACUGAGGUGAGGUGCAUUCCCGUUCAGAACGGUUUUUCGGUACGGUAACUGAUCAGCUUUCGAGCAAGCUAGACAAGAACCGAGGCUGGUGUAAAGAUGGAGACCCCCCACGAAACGAAAACGAGCAGAAAAGGUCAGGCCGGAUACAGCAGGGAGUUUGAAUUGUGUAGAAACGUUGUUUUUAGCGAUUAGCGACAAUAAGUAUAAGUGGACAAGUAUGGCGUAACCGGUGUGGUUUUGGAUAAACACAACACGACACCACGAUCCAACCACACCACAACUCAUGGCACGUGAUCGGAAGUAGAACACAAGCGGCAGCGGAAUACGGUGGCCAGCGUCAGGUGAACAUACUAGGGCUGCGGCUUUGGAAUCCACACCAACAUACACCACACUUCAACAACCAAUAGUUUCUCCAAACAAUCGAUCCAUCCAUCGAACGCAAAAGAAACAGUAUUACAGCGGACAGGGUGAGAGAGAGAGAGAGAGAGAGAGAGAGAGAGAGAGAGAGUGUCGCUGGUAAACAACCAAAGAGUCCAUUAUCUAUCAUACUUUUUACCCUUUUUCUAUUUAAAUCUCUCUCUCUCUCUCUCUCUCUCUCUCUCCCGCUCUCGCUCUCAGAGAGUGUGAACUCUCUAUCAAUCUUUCUCACGUCCGUCGCUCGUUUCCACAGUUUUAUCCCAGUACGGCGCUUAGUACAAAGUUUGUAGGAACAGCCGGUUCACGCUUCCGUUUUUACAGCAUUUGUUCCGCAAACCUGUCAGCAGGUGCAUACCUUACGAGCGCACCUUAACCGCACAUUUAAUGUUUGCGCAGCGAUUGGGCAAAGUCAGUAGGUCCUCUAGAGGGCCGGAGAUUUUACGGAAAUUAGUCAAUUGAACAGGCGAGGCGAGGCAUUCGAGAUAUGUACUUUGUAUGUAAUGUGUCCCCGUUAUCAUCAGCAUCAGCGCAACAUCAAUGCGGUGGUCACACCAUCGUGUUGCCGCGUGAUGAUCAUGAUCAUUUAAAGCAGUUCAUGCGGUAGACGAGAUGUGUAGAAUUUGAUUUUAAGCUGCACACGCACACACAUCCACACACAUAAACACCCACAUACAGUGCAGAUUGAUGGCACCACGAUCAUGAGCGCAGAGCGCACCGGCAAAUGCCGCUUGUUCGAGGACGAGUUAGGACAAAACCCAUGAUUAAUCUUAUGCUACAGUACAUCAGUGUUACUCGGCAAUCAUCGUGUAAAUGUUAUGCGUUCAUGUUGUCAAAUCGAACAUUUUCAAUCCGUCAAAAUCCGGGUUCGACAUUUUUUGCAUCUACAUGUGCCUAUACCAGAACCAGCAACGGCUGAUGAGCGCAUGGUAGUGAAUGUUCAGCAGCGUUUUGCAAAGUAUCCCUUCAAAGUAUCCCCAUUAUUCCCCCCGGUUAUGAGUGUGAGUGUAGCACGGUGUAAUAUAUCCAUCCGAUUGGCAAGCUGGGUUUGGACUGUACUGUAGGACGAGUAAUCGGGCAGCAGGCAGCAGGUCAAUCUUUUGUCCUUCUGAGCUUGACCAUGUUUCGAUUGGCACUGGGCUAGCAUAAUCGAUGAAGCUAGCAAUAGCGCUUUACACAUAUCUCAUUUUGCAGUUCAUUCCGAGCUGUUCAACAGUUGGUACGAACGAACGAACGAACGAACGAACGAAUUACCAUCGACAUGAGAGCACAGUUUAUCUUCCCAUUCCCACGAUCCAGCUCUUUCAGCUGCAGGCUAGCAUUCAGUGAAACUAUUCUUGAAAGCUCAUUCACGAAAAAGUGCAGUUUUUUCCGCAACACUUUACAUCCAUCGCCCUCGACUAUGAAUUGUUGUUCAAACCGUUUAUUCGUUGCCUGAGCGGUAACGAUAUCAUUAUUCACUUUGUCGAUUCAACUCUCCGUUUGCACAUACUUACCACCUCAGACUAACAAUAAAUGCAAACUCUCAAGAAUGGAUACGUUUACGAAAUUCUUAAAUAAAACGAAGCCUGUAAACAUAGUGCAAUCAAAUAAGCAGCAGCAGCAGCAGCAGCAGAAGCAGUGUCAGAUUUCCUCAAAAAUCAGUAAAAUAUAAAGCAAGUCGUAAACGAAUCGAAACCUAUCGAUAAGAAACCCAGAAUACGAAACCCACACCAGUCCCACAUAACACACAUAGCAUUACACUCUGGCGACUGAAGAAGGCAAAACGAACCAGUUGGGAAUGGGAAGACGAGAGGAAAAGCCCAAACAAUAUAAGUAAAAAAAAAAAAGAAAUGCGAAAA